Molecule: messenger RNA, 2290 nt
Organism: Molossus molossus (Pallas's mastiff bat)
Lineage: Eukaryota; Metazoa; Chordata; Mammalia; Chiroptera; Molossidae
Gene: DCST2
Product: DC-STAMP domain containing 2
Exons: 15
Cellular component (GO): membrane
Source: RefSeq, a predicted model, not a curated record
CAUGAGAAAUUCCAAGACUCUUUCAGAACCUGCUGGGUGUCUCCCGGAGACAGGCAGACAUUGGGUCUCAGCAGCCAUGUCCAAAGUCCUGAAGGAUGUUGUGCGCUCCUCGGGAGCAGAGGAGCCGAGCAUGGCACGGGCGGUGGUUCGAAGUCUGGGGGGCUUCGGCCUGGGCUUGUCCUUGGCCACGGCCUAUGGGCUCCUGGAGUUGCUGGCGGAAGGGCUCAGCCCCUGGGGCUGCCUGGUGGGCACACUGACUCUGGCUGCCUUCCUCAGCCUGGGCAUGGGAUUCUCUCGCCAGGUCCGAGUCACUGUCUUCCUGCUGCUGCCCCAGGCCUUCUCUAAGCAGGGCCGGACACUGCUGUUGGUGACCAUCUUUGGGUUGGUGCUGCAAGGGCCUUGUGCCAACACUCUGCGCAACUUCACCCAAGCCAGUGAGGCCGUGGCCUGUGGAGCAGAGCUGGCCCUGAACCAGACCGCUGAAAUGCUGGAGCGAGCUAAGCAGCCCCUUGUCGGUGCCCUGAACAAGAUUAAAGCCAUUGCCCGGAAGGCCAAAGUGGUGGCUGACAGCGUCCGCAAGUUCUUUCGGUCAAUCAUGGAUGGAGUGAAGCAUGUAGCCAGGGCCCUUCGCAAUGUGUGGUAUUGGCUCCUGCAUAUCGGAGAUGUGUGCAACUCAGAGCUGGGCAACCCUUACCUGAAGUGCGCACGGGUCUUCGAUGACGCCAAGGACAGCUGCAUGAAGGUCAUACCACAGGCUUAUCACCUGUGCUACGUGCUCAUGCCCUUCAAGCUCGUGCUCUGUGGACUUGCCAGCGUGGUCCAGGUGUUCUGCAUCAUCCCCAAGUACGUCCAACCCUUCUUGCGCAAGACCAUGGGCACCCCCGUGCAGAAGUUGAUUAACCGGGUGCGUAAAGAGUUUGAGUUCAAUGUGACAGCCACCCACUACUUCUCUGUGGAUCUCAAUGCCUCUCGGAGCCUGUCCCAGGUCGCUCUGGACCUCUACGAAGCUGUGAGCAUGAAGCUGUACCGAGCCCGAGAGGCCCUGGCUCUGAUGGGCUAUGCCACACCUCUGCUGCUUGUGCUUCUCUACCUCCAAGCCCUAUUUUACCGGUACGGUUACCUGAACUGGGACAGCUAUGACAACAUCUAUAUCACCAGCCGAUUCCUGCGCAUGGAAGCUGUCCGCUCCAAGGCGGGCCUGCCCACAGUGCUGCCACUCACUGCCCAUGAGGCCAGACACUAUAUCAAGCCGGGCUCCAUCUUCCUGUCCCGGAAGGAGCAGAUCUUCUCCAUCCCGCCAAUCUUACAACUUAUUCGGCACCUCCUCCUCACGCUGCUCCUGAUCUUCCUGGACUACGCUGUCUUCUGGGUGCUGGACCUGGCCCGGCACCAGCUGCAGGGGGAGAUUGUGGCCCGCAGCCCUGUGUUAGUAUCCAUAACUGUGGAAGGCAGUGGCUAUACUGGGAAGAUUUACCGUGACCUGGUGUCAGCAUUUGAUGUCCUGCAGCAAGGCAACAUCACGGUCUUGUCACGGCGCUGUCGCCUGCAUCCCUCGGAGCCCAACACCACUGGUUAUAUAGUCAUUGGCAUCAUGUAUGGACUAUGCUUCUUCGUCACCCUGUUUGGAAGCCACGUCAGUCGUCUGCGGCGGGUCAUCUGUGCUUCCUACUAUCCAUCCCGGGAGCAGGAGAGGAUCUCCUACCUCUACAACCUACUCCUGAGCCGCCGAACCAACCUGUUGGCUGCCCUGCACCGAGCAGUGAGGCGGCGGGCGGCUGACCAGGGCCACGUGAGCAUCCUCCAGGUGCUGGCCAGGCGGUGCUUCUGUCUGGCUCCAUUUAUCAACCACUUUUGGCGGCAGCAGGCCUACUGCCUGGGCUGUGGACAACCCCAGGACGAGGGGGCCACAGAGAACUUUGUGUCCUGCAGUACCCCAGCCUGCCGAGGUCUCUUCUGCCUCACCUGCUUCCACCACCUGGACAACACCUGCUCAGUGUGCGCAUCUCCGCUCUCCUACCAGGGAGAGCUGGACCUGGAGCUGGACUCCAGUGAUGAGGAAGGCCCCCGGCUAUGGUUGGCUGCAGCCCGAAGAAAGGACCCUGCGCAGGAGGGGUUACUGCGGCAACGGCUGCAGGAAGCACUAGGCAGGACCCUGUCAUCGACGUCCAGCUCUGAGUACAGUGACCUGGAUGAGGAAAGCCCUUGACAGAGGAAGCACAGGCCAUAGCCCCUACCUGAGCUCCAACUGUUAGCAUUCUCAAGCCCUCUCAGCCCCAGUGACCACCUCUGA